UUCUUGAGUUCGUGUUUCCAGAGGGCCGAUUUUUGCUGCUGAACGUACAGCAGCAGGAUUUCGUGUUUUAGAAAGCGGAGGUGUGUCAGUCAAUAUCUAAAUCGAUUUCCCCCGUGAUAAAAUACGAACGUGGAAGUGGAAGUGAAAGCCUCGCAGGGCACUGAGAUUGUUAUAUUAUAUUAUAUUAUAUUAUUCCGAUAUGAAAUUACUAUUUAUGGCUUGCUUGAGUCCUAAAACCGGCAACUGUACAACAGCUGAAAGGAUCAGGGAGCACAUUGAAGCAGCAGGUCAUACCUGCGUUCUUCGAGAUACUGCUGACUUCAAAAACCCAGAGGAUGUGGCAGACCUUAUUGCAGAAGAGAAGUACGAGGGGGCACUCGCUAUUCACCUGUAUAAAUCAGGCAGGCUCCUACUGGACAGCUGCAUUCCGUUUGGGAUUGUGUUUGGAGGAACGGAUAUUAACGAAGAUGUGAAGGGUGAAACCAAACGACCAGUCAUGGGGCAGGUGUUGCAGAAAGCAAGGUUUGCUGUGGCAUUCUCGAACAGAUUGAAAGAAGAGGCAGAAGCCGUUUGGCCAUUCCAUGGGAGUAAAAUAUAUGUCCAGCCGCAAGGGAUUGAGACCAAAGCUGGCACAUGCUUCAAUUGGAGGAGCUUUCUGAGGUGUACAGGUAUAGAUAAUGAAAAUGUGGAAGACUUGCACGUUUUCGUUCUGGUGUGUGGAUUGAGAAAAGUAAAGGACCCUCUCUACUUGGUAAAUGUGUUUUCAGAAUGGCACGUGGAAGAUCCAUCUGUGUAUCUGAUUAUCAUCGGACCAGAGAUUGAUCCGUUGUUUACCAAGGAAGUGGAACUGAAUGUUAAAAGAGCGAGGGGGGUGUUCCUGGCACCGGAGAGGCCACAGGAGGAGCUGCACGCUGCCAUGAGGAGAUCAUUCGCCUUGGUGAACAGCUCCGUCUCUGAGGGCAUGUCAGCCGCAGUCCUGGAGGCAAUGCAUCUGGGAGUACCAGUACUGGCAAGAAACAUCCCAGGGAAUGCAGCCAUAGUAAUACAUGAAGAUACAGGACUGCUAUUCUCAAACCCUCAGGAGUUCAUUGAGCUCUCCAAGAGGCUGAUCAGGGAGCCCUCAUUACGGGAACGUAUUGUCUGCAAUGCCAGGGCCUAUGUGAGGGAGCAGCACAGCAGAGAGAAGGAGAGGGACACCUACCAGCAGCUUCUUCAGCACCUACACUGAGCUCAGCUCAACUCUGCUCCUUCAAAACCUGCAACGAACUCAGCUCCACAGCUCCUACAGCACAUACACUGAACAGCUCCACAGCUCCACAGCUCCUACAGCACCUACACAGCUCAGCUCCACAGCUCCUACACUGAACUCAACUCAACUCAGCUCAACUCAGUGUCAAUUGUAACAAGAUGCAUAUUCACAAGCUUUAACUCGAGUUAUUUAAAGACUUUUUAAAAAAAUAACUUGAGCUUUGUGAAUAGAACUGAGCUGUUAUAUAUAUAUUUGACACUGUGAUGAUUUUGAAUCCUUUUUUUAAUUGAUCAAGAGACGGAAGAAGUGCCUUUUUAUUACAUAGUUUUAAAACAGUAAUCAGUGGUUUGAUUGUCAAAAAAGCGGAGUAAUUGUAAACAUAAAGGUACAUAUCAGUUUGCAAAAUGAGGGCCAUGAAGGGGUACUUCUGUACUGUAUUUAUUAUAUUUAAAUUAUUAAACAAUUUUUCAGUUUUGACCAUUUUAUAUCAUGGUUUAAUUAUCCGCUGGGGUCUUUUAUUCUAUUAGAGUAAUAAUACAAAUGGUUUAAUACAUUUUUUAUGUGUUUACAAUUCUUGAAAUUUCUAUGGUUUUGAUGAAAAAUAAAAUAUUGAGGUGGAUUACCUGGUUCACUUUUUAUUACUAAUUGAUAUUCUGUACUGUGAAUAAAAAUGAUUGGAGUCAGAAAGGCAAGUGUCGAAGCAAUGAGAAAGCCUUUUGUCUUUGUUAAACUAAUCAGUGAGGAGGCUUUUGGCAUCUAUUUGUUUAUUUACUGUACUGCACUGUAUUAGAUGUAUUGCAGGGAUGGAAAUCAGACUCCCAUUGCAUAGCAAAUUGAUCCAUUCCUGGUUUUACCGUGAGUUUAAUAAGACACAUCUAAGCUUUUUAUUAUCUAUACACUGUGACUAAUCAAGCUUGUAGUAAAACCCGUACAGCUAUGAAAUGGGGAGUCUUAUUAACAUCUUUGUAUUGUUAUGUACAUGAUUUAUUUAAAACCUUAAAGCCAUCUCAAUCACUGCCAAUCUUGAAAAUUUAGCAAAUAAAUAAGCGAUAAAUGCCAUUAAAAAA
Acipenser ruthenus (sterlet) is the source of this 2316-nucleotide messenger RNA. Its product is annotated as glycosyltransferase 1 domain-containing protein 1-like. The transcript is spliced from 12 exons. The record is from RefSeq and is a predicted model, not a curated record. Gene Ontology annotation, molecular function: glycosyltransferase activity. The coding region runs from base 200 to 1228 and encodes 342 amino acids. Lineage: Eukaryota; Metazoa; Chordata; Actinopteri; Acipenseriformes; Acipenseridae.